Molecule: messenger RNA, 1445 nt
Organism: Pelagomonas calceolata
Lineage: Eukaryota; Pelagophyceae; Pelagomonadales; Pelagomonadaceae
Source: the annotation of a GenBank genome assembly
AUGCUCCUCUCCGCCGCAACCUCACAAAGCAGCGGUGGCGUCGUCGCCGCCUGGACCGCGAGCGGGAGUGGAGUGGGAGAAGAAUCCAUUUGCCGCGUGACUACGCACGAGACGGCGACCGCCGCGCGCCUGUCGAGCUCCGGCGAGGCCAUCGUGAGCUGCGGCGUCGACGUCGCGCUCUGUGCGACGAGGGACGCCACCGUGGCGCUACGAUUGGGGAAUAAUGAAGAGGGCGCGCCGCGCGGGCUUCUACAAUGUUGCGACUUCGACCAGUCAUCUCGAUUAGUCUGCGUCGGCGGCGAGGGCGGCUUACUGGACGUCUGGGACUGUAAAAGGAGACGAAUCGUACGAACUUUAGAAGAUCACGGCUCAUCUAUAACAGCAUGCAGGUUCGACUCCACCUCAACCUGCGUCGCGUCCGGCAACGCCCAAGGCGAGGUUUUAAUACAUAAGGUCCGCUCCAGGCAGCUCCUCGCGUUACUAGCUGAAAGCAGCCAACCACCCAUUACAACUCUGGAGUACUCGCCGCUGCGGCCCCACCAUUUGGGCGCGCUCCAUGGAGACGGCUCAUUGCGAUUAUGGGACGUCGACCGGUCGCAGAAGCUCGCGAAGCUCGGGGGCGGGCGCGCGACGACGGAUCUGUUGGGACUGGCCUUCAGUCCCGUAAACGCCAAAUUUCUGGCCGCGGCGCGCGCGGACGGCGCCGUGGCCUUCUGGGACGCCGAUAGAGGCGUGUGCGUGAAGGCGUUGGAUGUCGGUGGGCGGUGUACUUCUUUAGCCUUCGCAACGGAGCGCGUCGUGGUGGUUGGGGCGGACGACGGGCGGCUCGUGGCCUACGACCUGCGGUCGACGGCGGCGCCCGUGUCGCAUGUCGACGCGCACGACGGCGCCGUGCGGUCGCUGCAGUUCGUCGAUGCCGCGCCGCCGCGGCCGCGCAUCGCGGCGUCGCCGCAGCGCGCGGCGACGCCGCCGCGCCAGGCGACGCCGCCGCGUCAGGCGACGCCGCCGCGCGUGGCCACGCCGCCGCGCCAGGCGACGCCCAAGGCGACGCCGCCGCGGUCGCCCGUCGCCUCGCCGCGCCGCGUAGUUGCGCCGCCGCCGCUGCCCGCGGUCGAGCCCGAGGCGCCGCCGCCGCCGCCGUCGCCGGCGCGCCUCUACCGCGAGAAGCAGCAGAAAUCGCCGGAUAAGGCGCCCGUGGCCGUCUCGCCCGCGCCGGCGCCGCCCGCGUUCUACGAGGCCCUGGACGACGUCGCGGACGAGCUCCGGGCGUCGAUCCAGAACCUCCACGUCGACGUCCUGCGCCAGUUCCAGAUCCAGAAGUCCGAGGUGGCGGCGCUGCUCGAGGCGCACGAAGCGCGGAUCGCGGAGCUGCUGCGCGAGAACGCUGGCUUGCGGCGGGAGAACGAGGAGCUGCGGCUGCCUUGGUAGUCUGGGGUAAUGGUGGA